UAUUUUGGGAAAAUAAAAGGUAGCAAAGUAGUUAUCAUUCACACAAAUACAAAUUUAUAAAAUAAUCUAACAAAUUUAUUAGAUUAUCACACUAACCAAAACGAAACAUAUUAAAGACACACUACCAAACCUUGAGAAUAAAGCCAAGUAAAAUGGUAUUGGUAGGCCCUUAACCAAUAUUUUUAAAAAAGGGCCUUUGGAAAUGAAACCAAUCAUAAACCCAUUAUCACAUUCACUCACUACUCCUCCUCCUCUCAAGUCUCAACCACAGCCACUAACCUUUUUGUUUCCACACGUUUUCUUUUUCGCAAUUCGCAAUUCGCAAUUCGCAACCACCACCACUCCUCAAUGUCGUCUUCCACCACAACAACAACCACCGUCCACGGCGAUCCUGAACGUCGAACUUACUGGUGCCACGAAUGCGACAUGAGUCUCUCCCUCCUCUCUUCCUCCGACUCCGAUCCCGAUUCGUCUCCUCUCUUAUGUCCUCAGUGCGAUCUCGAUUUCCUCGAACGUAUGGAUCACGAGUCUUCUUCUAAUCUCUUUGACGUUACCAUCGGUGAUUUCGAAGACGGAGACGAUGAAGAUGCAGAUAACGAUGACGACGAAGAUGAAGAAGAUUGGUGUUUCGUCGACCCGACUGUUAACUCCGAUGAUAAUUUCCUCCUCGAUAGUCCUUACCUCCACCGUCUUCUCCGUCACCUCGCUUCCGAUAACUCCGGAUCUUCUUCUUCUUCUUCCUCUUCUUCCUCUUCGUUGCUGAAAUCUUCGGAUAUCGAUUCCAUUCCUACGGUUCAGAUCUCGUCUUCUAUGCUCUGUUCCACCGACGGUUCAGAUCCCGAUCCAGAUUCCGUUUUACUCUGCGCCGUUUGCAAGGAUGAUUUCGUCGUCGGGGAAUCUGCCCGGAGGUUGCCGUGCAGCCACAUAUAUCACUCUGAUUGCAUCGUUCCUUGGCUCUCGGAUCAUAACUCGUGCCCGCUUUGCCGGUUCGAGCUCCCUACGGCGGCCAAGGCUGGAAUCGGUGGUUCGGAGAGCAUCAGGCUGUCGGAUCUGGCUACGAUUGCGGCAGAUGGUGAUGACGUGGAAGACGAUUGGCUUGGGAUUAGAAACGCGCUGAGAAGACUGGCUCGUCGUCACGAGCAGAUGAGGUUGGGAGUGGGAGAGAUGGAGAGGAGUUUGGCUCGGACUGUUUCAGGUCUUGGGAUUGGUAUGAGAAGAGAAGAGCUCAUCCAAGGUGGUGAUGAGAGAAGCAACUCGACGACGACGCCAUUGUAAAAGCUGUUUUUUUUUUUGCAAAAAUCAAAUAAAAGAAACGAGUGUGUUCUUCUCUGAUUUUAUUUUUACUUAUCACAGAUCGGCUUUUUUUAAUCGAUUCUUGAUUUACAUAUUACAUAAACAAGAGUUGCUGUUUUGGGUUAAUGA
This is a messenger RNA of Capsella rubella, 1422 nucleotides long. RefSeq names its product E3 ubiquitin-protein ligase RDUF2. Gene Ontology annotation, cellular component: cytoplasm. NCBI's taxonomy places the organism in Eukaryota, Viridiplantae, Streptophyta, Magnoliopsida, Brassicales, Brassicaceae. Gene Ontology annotation, biological process: protein ubiquitination. The record is from RefSeq and is a predicted model, not a curated record. The coding region runs from base 349 to 1275 and encodes 308 amino acids. The transcript has a single exon. Gene Ontology annotation, molecular function: ubiquitin protein ligase activity.